AUGUUAUCAGCGUUGGCCCGUGGACGAGUCGGAUUGGCGGCGACAAGGAGACUUGCAACACUUCGGGAAAAAGCUGGCCAAAAGGAUCCGCUGGAACGAUACGAACCAAAAUUUGAGGAUCCACGAGAAUAUCCAGAAUUUCCAGUUCUCAAUGUCAGACUUCAAGGAUACGAUUUUGUGCCACUCGAAAAAUAUCAAUCAUUUGUGGACAAGAUAGCACGAAGGUUCAACUUUCCUAUUGUUGAAAGUUACGCUGUUGCGGCUCAAACAUGUCGUGCGCUCACUUACAAGCCUCAAUCAACGAUAGUCGCUGAUGAAAUCGAAUUGGCUGUGUAUGAUCGAGUAGUGCGAAUAGGUCCAGUACCAGCGCCGAAACUUCAACUUUUCACGCAAAUGAUUAGAGCACAUUGUCCUGUUGGAGUAACGAUUACGAUAAAAGAAGCAACGCGAGAAGACGAACAAUACCGAUACAUCCCCGACUUGAUGUUGAAAGAAAAGCAAGAAGAAUUAAAAAAACGAUUGUUAUUGCUGGUUCAUUUUAUUGUUGCAUGGAUAAAGCUGAUCUCAUCAAAAAUUUCGAUGAACUCGCUCUAUCACGAAAAGCAAAGCCGACAAUUUUGUCUCGUUCAUUGCCUGAAUGCACUCCUUCAAAAGAAAGCGUUCUCAGCGGAAAGUGCUGAUGAGAUUUGCUAUCAAUUGAAUGAGAGUCGACUGCGUGAUGGCAGCGAUGGCAGCCUAUCGCCUGGAACGCUGUCGUGGCACCUAGGUCGAUGGUUUAAUCCACACAGAUCAUGGAUCGGUCUCGGAAAUUACGAUGUAAAUGUCCUGAUGGCGGCCUUGGAGUUGCACGAUAUGGAGGCUACAUGGUUCGAUCGGCGGAAAGCAGCUGAUGAAAUUCCAUUCAACGAGAUACACGGUUUGAUAUUCAACAUACCAUCUACUUCGUUUAUCCCAUUUUGGAAUGGCCGACAUUGGUUUACGAUUUUACGACUUGAUGACGGCUCUUUCGUGAAUUUGGAUUCAAAGCUAAAGAAACCCGAGCCAAUCGCCGACAUUUUGGAGUUCUCGAGAAAUAUUCUGCAAAACGAGAAGAACCAAUUGAUAUUGGUGCGAAAACAGAAUGUACAU
Mesorhabditis belari is the source of this 1128-nucleotide messenger RNA. The record is from the annotation of a GenBank genome assembly. Lineage: Eukaryota; Metazoa; Nematoda; Chromadorea; Rhabditida; Rhabditidae.